Molecule: messenger RNA, 3953 nt
Organism: Phaethon lepturus (White-tailed tropicbird)
Lineage: Eukaryota; Metazoa; Chordata; Aves; Phaethontiformes; Phaethontidae
Gene: SH3TC2
Product: SH3 domain and tetratricopeptide repeats 2
Exons: 17
Biological process (GO): regulation of ERBB signaling pathway; regulation of intracellular protein transport
Cellular component (GO): recycling endosome
Molecular function (GO): protein binding
Source: RefSeq, a predicted model, not a curated record
GUGGAACCUGUGACGCCUGCUGCCCCCGCUCGCCCGUGCUCCUGCCCCGCUGGGACCGCCUGCAGCGCACCGCAGCCGAGCACCGGGGAAAAUGGUGGCGACAGAAGACCAUGGCAUCAGGUAAGGCUGCGGCAUUGGAGCCAAGCGACCCCGCUAUCGAGGCAGCAGAAGGCUUGCCAGACCCCUCCUCGGUGCUGCUCACUGUCGGGGAGGGCUUUCCACAAGAGAUUUCGCUCUUCUUCUCCAUUGCGAGCCGCUCCUCCCAGUGCCCCAAUUCCCAGCUCCAGGAAGCAGCCAGAAAGAAGCUGUGGGCCCUGGAGAGCGAUGACAGAGACGUCUGUGCCCUGUUCAAGGAGCUGUCAGCCAGGCUGGUCUGUGUGCAAGCACAGGAGGAUCGGUUCCUCCUCACCUUCAAAACCCUGGAAGAAGUCUGGAAGUUUUCCACGUAUCUGGCCUUAGGAUAUGUGGGCAGCUGCUUGGAGCAGCUUCUCUUUGACCAGGAGUACUGGCUAAACUGUGCUCUGAUGGAGGACACAGAGAUCAGAGUUACUGUGGAUGAAGAUCGUUUGGCCACCAUGUAUAUGGGUCUGCUACUCCAGGAAGGUAACUUUUUUUCCAGAGCAGUGCCCGGUGUCUGGCAGCUGGAGCGGGAGGGAGAGGAAGGCCUGCAGCUCUGCACAAACGAGCUGAUCCAUGUGAAGAACGUUGGAGAGGAGUCCAAGUGGGAAGGGAUGUCCUUACUGACGGGUCAGCGAGGCCUGGUGCCUGUGACAGCUCUAGAGCCAAUACCUCACCCAUUUUACCAGUGGUUCCUGAAGAAUUAUGCUGUGAGUUUGGGCAUCUCCCAGGAGAUCAGUGGGACCACCGCUCAGCCAAUUGUCAAAGGCAGAUGCACAGCCACAGAGGAUCGCAGAGGAGCAGCGUGGGAUGAACUGAGUUUCUCCAAAGGAGACAGCAUAGAAGUCAUCGGCUUCCUCAUUCCAGGACUACCGUGGUUUGUGGGCAAAUCCCUCAGCAGUGGGAGCAUCGGCUUUGUCCCAACCCAAUACAUAAAUCCCGAGGCUUGCAAACCUCUGGAAAAGGGCUUGGUGUUUCUGAGUGAAGAAGAAAAACCCGCGCUUUUGCGCAUCCCCUGCAAUGGUGGCGAGCAGCACUUCACCUCCCUCCUCGGUGACCUGGCACGCACUGACAUCACCUCUGUGUACCGGUUGGAUGGUUUUGAACCUACAGCCAUGUUCCCGAAAGUGCCAUCAGAGGCUGUUCCCUGUGGCUGUAAAGAUACCCAGCUGCUCCAGUCUUGGGAGGAAAUAAAUGGCUUGGCUACGACUAGCACCUCCGAACUGUCUAGCCCAGGGAGUGAAUCAGCCCCUGGUACGCUGCAAGAUGUUCUCCUGGAGAAUCUGGAUGACUUUGAUGAUCCCAAGUUCUUUAUUGACCUGAACGCUGGACACAUGGAAGAUGCUGAUGUCUUUGAACCCAUAUUGACCUUCCUUAACCAAGACAAUUAUGUGCCCAGUUUUCAAAGCCUCUAUGAUCUCAGUUUUUCCUUUCUCAACUCCACUUUUUAUGGUUUCUCUGAUGAGGAUGAACUGGUCAUGUACCUUGAGACGUCCAGGAACUGGGCCAAGCGGACUCAUUCAGUGUGGGCUCAUGUCAGGCUCUGUUUCCUCUUGGGUAAGCUCUGCAUCAAAAAGGUCAAGUUCUCCCAAGCUCGAGUCUACUUUGAGGAAGCCAUGAGCAUCCUGGACAGGGGUUUUGGGGACCUGACCCUGCUGGCUGCAUUGCAUGUGAACCUUGCCUCCAUCUACUUGAAACAGAACAUGAAGCAGAAGUUCUCCUCCCUGCUGGGAAAAACGGUGGCCUUGCUUGUCUGCUUGCCUGGCCGCUCUUUCAGCUCUGAGAAUGAGCUGGAAGUCAUGAUGUACGUCCUGAGGGAAGCCAUUGCUGUGGGUAACGCUCCUUUGGAAGCACGGAUCUCCUUCCUUAUUGUCAAGCUCUUCCUACAACUAGGCAAAAAUGAUGAAGUGCUGCCCUUUACCGAGCACCUUCAAUGUCUCACCACCACUUUACUCAGCCCGGACACUAGUUCUCUGCCACUGGAUGCCACCCCCAUCUUGAGCUAUCUGUAUGACAAGAAGUAUUUGCCAAAUAUCGCGGUGGCCUCUGCUAGGUUGUUUGUUCCCAGUGGCAUCAAGGGGGCACCGACACCCAUUUGGAGAGCUGGCUUCAUCCUCCAAAAUACUUCCAAACUUCUGGGAAGCCAGCUGGAGAGGAGCAGCAUCCCAGCACUGGCUUGUUUCUAUCUCAAGCAAGCAUUGCAUUUCUCCUGCGAGGUCAGAGCUGUGCCCAUCCAGAGGACGCUGUGUGCCAUCUUGUCCAGGAUGUACCUGCAGCAUGGCGUGUUGGACAGGGCGGUUUGUUACGCAGCCACAGCUGUAACCCUCAGCAGACUGAUGGGUGAGGAGGAGGCUUUUGAGUCUUCCCUCGCUUUGGGGUGGAUGCAUCUCCUGAACAGCCAGCCGGGCCCAGCUGCAGACAUCAUGUGGCAGCUCUUGCGCUCUCUGCAUGGGACGGACAGCGUGACCCAGGGUGGAGCUGUGCACAAUCUCCUGGCCAUCGCCCUCAAAGGAGAAGGGCAGGUGCAAAAGGCUGCAGAGAACUACCUCCGGGCCCUGCACAAAGCCAAGGAGACCGGGAACAAGAGGAACCAGGCUAUUGCCCUGGCUAACCUGGGGCAGCUGAUCCUCUCGCACGGGGCGAGCCAGCUGUCUGAGCUCUACCUGCUCCAGUCGGUUCAGCUCUACGCUGAGCUCCAGGAGAGCGAAGACCUGGAGAUGGAGUUGGUGCGGGUGCUGCUGUGGCUAGCGCAGGCCAUGGUGAACAAGCAGAGGGUGGAAGAUGGCACACUCUGUUAUGAACUGGCGUUGGUUCUUGCCCUGAAAUGGCAUAACGUGAGGAGUCAGCUUCACGUCACUGAGUCUCUCUGCCAUUUCUACAGCAAAGUGUCCCCCAAUCUCCAGGCCUGCAUUACCUACCAUGAGCACUGGGUGUCUUUGGCACAACAGCUCCAGGACAGAGGGAUGGAGGGCAAUGUCCGUCAGACCCUCAGCCGGCUCUACCAGGCCUUGGGCACAGCUGAGUCUUUGAGACAGUCCCUGGACUGCACCAAACAGAGUCUAAGGAUCUUCAUUGACCUUGAGGAGACUGUGAAAGCAGCAGAGGCCUGGCUGCAGGCAGGAAGGCUCUACUAUCUCAUGCAGGAAGACGAGCUGGUGGAAAUGUACUUUCAGGCAGCCAUUCAGACUGCUCUGAAGUCCGAGAACUUUUCCUUGGCAAUGGAUCUUUAUGAAAAAGCAGGUGAUACCUUUUUUAAUGGCAGCCGAAACAGAGAUCGAGCGGUGGAGUUUUAUAGGGGAGGUGCUGUGCCCUUGGCCAGGAAACUGAAGGCCAUUAAGACAGAGCUACGGCUGUUCAAUAAGCUGGCAGAGCUGCAGAUUGGGCUGCAGGGCUACGAGAAGGCGCUGGAGUUUGCCACGCUGGCAGCCAGGCUGAGCAUCAGGGUUGGAGACCAAUUACAAGAGCUGGUUGCAUUCCACCGCCUGGCUACAGUCUACUAUUUUCUGCAUAUGUAUGAGAUGGCAGAAGAUUGCUACCUGAAGACUCUUGCCUUGCGUCCCCCCUUGCUGCAGUGCUCUGGAGAGGCCCUGUAUUACUCCAAGGUGUAUUGCCACCUUGGCAACCUGACCCUGCACAAACUGAAGGAUGAACAGGAUGCAGCAGCCUACUUCCUCCUGGCCCUCGCCGCAGCGACGGAGCUGGGAGACCAGGAGUUGCAAGGCCUCAUUCACGCCAAGCUGGGUGACAUCCCUGGUGCCCCGUGGGGGCCCGAGGGCACGCCGGGCUGUGCCACAUACCGGCCCAGGUGGCUGAGCGAAGGUGGCCACAUUGUCUGA